Molecule: messenger RNA, 7604 nt
Organism: Pecten maximus
Lineage: Eukaryota; Metazoa; Mollusca; Bivalvia; Pectinida; Pectinidae
Exons: 4
Coding region: 1-3345 (1114 amino acids)
Molecular function (GO): protein binding
Source: RefSeq, a predicted model, not a curated record
AUGUAUGUAGAUCCAUCAGCUGGUGCCUUUUCACCUAUCAGAAAAUGUCCAUCACCAGCUAAACAACAGAGGACAGGAGAUGAAACCCAACAACAACCUCCAGAACUCCAUCCUGAUCUACAACCCAUGAUAAAAAGAACAAAAGAAAAGAUCAAACGAGAAAUAGAGCAGAAAAAGGGAAAAUUCCUUGAGACCAAAGCUUUCCUCGAUGCUCAAAACAAGCUCCAAAAGAACAGAGUUCUAGUUAUCAAGGGAAACACAGGAGAUGGCAAAACGUCUACCGCCAUUCAACUGCUACACUGGCUGGUCGAGGAGCAGCAAUGCAGACAACCCCUUCAGCUUCAUGAAAUUACGAAAUUAGAUUUAUUGGCUCCAAACUCUCAUCUGAUUACUUUUAUUGAUGAUAUUUUUGGUGAGAAUGAUGUUGGUAGAAAGGAUGUACAAGAGUGGAACAAAAGAAUUACAGAUGUAGAAACACUUUUUGAUGGUGAACAAAUUCAAGCCAAUUUUUUGCUCAUUACAGUUCGUAAUGAAAUAUUCAAUACUUUGAAAAAAUCUUCUAUAGGAGCAGUUUUCACUGAAGAUAACAUCAUUGAUCUGAGCUCAGGUGAGUACAGAAUUGCAGAAGAAAAAAAGGCACUUUUAGAGAUGUAUAAACCAGAAAAUUUCUCAUGGACUGAGGGAGAAAUAGAAAAAAUUCUAUCUUAUGCACCACAUAUUGGAUUCCCACAAUGUUGUCAGCUUUUCUGCAAGUCUGUUAAAUUGCAAGAUAGACGAGUUGAAUUUUUUGAGAAACCUCUCCAAUUUUUUAUGGAUGCGUUGCUGAAGUUACCAGAAUGUUCUGCCAUUUUGUUUCUAUUCCUCAAUGGCGGGGAGAUAAAGGUAACAGAUCUAGACCCAAAUGAAGAAAAUAAAGUAAACAAAACAUUGUUGGAGGAAGCAUUUGAUAUCAAUUUGGUUGAUGGUGAAGAUAACAGAACUCAAAUGUCUUGUAAGAAAAAAAUAGAAUUUGUGAAAAAAGAUUUAGAAAGAUUACAAGGAUUUUUGGUAAGAAAGGAGAAAUAUCUAUUGUCUGGUGAUGAAGUGUACAGAUUUGAUCAUAACUCUAUAUAUGUCACAGUAGCUCUUCUAUAUGGAAACAAAACACGAGUUGGUUACAUUAAGAAUUGUCCCACGAAAUUCCUCAGUUUUCUAACAACCUCAAAAACAUCAUCAAACAUGGUUGUGAUAUCAGCUGAUCAUUAUCCAUAUAUGUGUGAACGUCUACACAGAGAGUUUGUCUGUGAGAAGAGAUAUUAUGGUACUAACAUUGGAUCUCUAGAUGUGUGGAAAGAUAGCAUAUUUCUAGAAAAAAUUGUCAGGAUUUUUAAUGAGAGAGGAGUUAAUAAAGUAACUCUGUUUAAUAAAGCAUGCUACUUUGCUGCUGAAGAAUGUGCUUUAUAUCUCCUGGAGGAAGGAGUCAAACCUGACAAGGACACACCAUUGUGGUCAUUGUUUACAAGAGGUGAUGUGUAUGGUAAGGGAGAUGUGGAUGUUCUUAGGAAGGUUUUUACACACUUGAGUGAUGAGGUCAAGCUUGACUUGUUAAAUAAAGCAUGUCUUUCUGGCUCAGAAGAAUGUGCUUUAUAUCUUCUAUGUGAGGGAGUCAAACCUGACGAGGACACAGAUUGGUGGUCAUUGAUUACAAGGGGUGAUGUAGAGUGUGGUAAAGGAGAUGUGGAUAUACUGAAGAGAGUUGUAAAAUACUUGAAUGAUGAGAUAAAACUGGAUUUGUUAAAUAAAGCGUGUGCCUCUAAUUCAGAACAAUGCACUUUACAUCUUUUGUGUGAGGGAGUCGAACCUGACAAGGACAUAGAUUGGUGGUCAUGGAUUACAAGAGGUGAUGGGGAGGAUGGUAACGGAGAUGUGGAGGCAUGUAAGAAAGUUGUGAAAUACUUAAAUGAUGAGGUUAAACUUGACCUGUUAAAUAAAGCUUGUCGUUCUGGUUUAGAAGAAUGUGCUUUAUUUCUUCUGAGUGAGGGAGUCAAACCUGACAGGAACACAGAUUGGUGGCCAUUGAUAACCGGAGGUGAGAAGGAUGGUAAGGGAGAUGUGGAUAUACUUCAGAAAGUUGCUAUAUACCUGGAUGAUGACAGUAGACCUUACUUGUUACUUAAAGCGUUUGAUUCUGAUUCAGAAGAAUGUGCUUUAUAUCUUCUGUAUAAGGAAAUCAAACCUGGCAAUUAUGCACAAUUGUUGUCAUGGAUUACAAGGGAGAGGUACGAUAGGAGAUAUAUGUAUAGGAGAGAGAUAGAUUGGAGAGAGAGAUAUUGGGGAAAUAGUUAUGAGAGUGAUGAAGAUUCAGUAAAGGAAGAUAUUAUAGAUAUAUUCUUAUACGAUCAGCAAACACGUUACUUGUUAAAUGAAGGUGGUCAUGUUAAGGGAGAUGUGGAUGUUCUUAAGAAAGUUGUGAAAUACUUGAAUGAUGAGGAAAAACUUAACUUGUUAAAUAGAGUAUGUCGUUCUGGUUCAGAAGAAUAUGCUUUGUAUCUUCUGUAUGAGGGAGUCAUACCUGACGAGAACACAGAUUGGUGGCUAUUGAUAACCGGAGGUGGGAAGAAUGGUAAGGGAGAUGUGAAUAUACUUCAGAAAGUUGAUAUAUACCUGAAUGAUGCCAGAAGACGUUACUUGUUACGUAAAGCAUGUCGUUCUGGUUCAGAAGAAUGUGCUUUAUAUCUUCUGUGUAAGGAAAUCAAACCUGACAAUUACGCACAAUUGUGGUCAUUGAUUACAAGAGUGGGAUACGAUAGGAGAGAGAGAGAUUGGAGAGAGAGAUAUCGGAGAGAUAGUUAUGAAAGUGAUGAGAGUGGUGAAGAUUCACUUAAGGAAUCUACUUGGUAUCUUCUGUGUGAGGGAGUCAUACCUGUCGAGAACAUAGAGUGGUGGCCAUUGAUAAUCGGAGGUGAGAAGGAUGGUAAGGGAGAUGAGAAUGUUCUUCAGAAAGUUGUGAAAUACUUGAAUGAUGAGCAAAAACUUUUCUUGUUAAAUAAAGCAUGUCGUUCUGGUUCAGAAGAAGGUGCUUUAUAUCUUCUGUGUGAGGGAGUCAAACCUUAUAAGGACAUACUGUUACAUGUGGCGGAGGGUGGGAAUGUGAACCUGUUCCGUAAACUACUGAAGUAUGACGUCACUCUAACAGUCAGGGAUAAUGACAAUAACAAUGUCCUACAUGUGGCGUGUGAGAAGGAAAGGAAAGAGAUGGUGGCAAUGCUGUGUGAAGAUUAUCCAAACUUGCUACAUGACACUAAUCAUGCAGGACAAACCCCGCUCCAUGUUGUUGUUCCAGACAGUGGAAAGAACUGCACUUAAAUCCUUGUGUAGAGUUGAGGACGAACAACACAAAUGUGCGACAGAAGAUGGUCGUGUGAUACAUAGGUGUUAUGUGUGUAUAGUCAGUACAUGUCAGUUAGUGGACGCAUAUGUGUGGGAUGUAGAUCAUUUGGGUGACAUGUCAAAAAAUAUGGUUAGAAUUCCUUACCAACGGUUAUGACAAUAUUAUACACAAGUGCUGUUUGGGAAAAUGCGAGGAGCUUCUAGUUUAUUUGUGUGGGAAAUACCCAGCACUGACCACAGCUGUAGGACAUAACUGGUGGAUUGUUACAUGUGAGUUGUAUGAAAGGACACAGGAAGAUGUGUGUUUAUUUGUGCGGGUCUAUCCUAAAAUUAACCACAGAUGAAGAUAACGACGGUUGUCACUGUCUACAUUAUAUACCCCUGUAUGCAACAGAUGUGUAAGUGUUCACUGCAUGAGUGUGAAGCUCGUGUUAAACAAUACAUUGAAUCAUUAGAGCUGAAGUAUGACAUUACAAAAAUACUGGACAGGGAGGGCAAAUCGGUUUUAGACUUGGAAAAGGUAGGGAAGGUCGCAAAGCUUUCUAGGAGGGGAUACAGCAACCCUGUGUAUGGUUAUCUUAAUAAAAUGUUUAGUAAAUAAAAACGCCGUCAUUUGUCCUGGUAAACAUGCACAAAUAAUCAAUACAGGCCAUUUAAAACAAUUGUGUACAAAUCCGAGGUGAUAAUGAAUUAUUUACUGCAUGAGGACAAUCUACAAACUGCAUGUGUUGAGUUAGCCCAUGAGAUGUUGGAGAAUUGUUGAUCCUGCGUCUAUAUAUUACACUGGACUAGGUCCAUCAGAUGUUUGAGAUUUGUCGAUCCAAUUUCUAUAUAUAUUACGCUGAUUAGGUCUGUUAGAUGUUUGAGAUUUGUUGAUCCUCUGUAUAUGUCUAUAUAUUACACUGGACUAGUUCCAUUAGAUGUUGGAGAUUUGUUGAUCCUAUUUAUAUAUUUACAUAUUGUGUUACUGUCAUUGUUAGGUAAUCUGAGACAAAGUCUCAGUUGACCUAUUGCAAUAUCGCCUUUUGUCCGGCAUCGUCCAUAGUCCGUCCGUCGUAAACAAUUUACUUUUUCGUCUUCUUUUAAUUCCAAAACCGCUAAACCAAAGUUCAUGAAAUUUGGCAGGAAGCUUCAGUGAUCAAUGGCAAAACAAAUUGUGAAUUAUAUGGUUCCCAUCCCUCAAAAGCCUGAGGUGCGAGCCAAAAAGUGUCAAAUUAACGAAAAUUUCAAAAAUCUUCCUCUCAAGACCUAGAUAAGGUCGACUCAAAUACUCUUCAAAGAUCGAAGUAGAUGGAAGGGUCUUAAGGUGCUUUAACAAAAGUGUGAAUUUCAUGACAAUUACAUUUGCCUCUAGGAAGGGGAUACAAUUUACUAUACUGAUUAUACAAGGCAAUCUCAUUUUUGACCGUCAUUUGUUUGAUUUCUAUUGCAAUUCAUUCUAACUACGUUAACAUUACCAGCAUGGGAUGACAGCCUGAUGGUAUUCACAUGUUGGCCCUGACUGACCCCCAGGGGCUUAUGGGCGGGGCCAAAAACUGUCAAAUUAACUUAAAUAGUUCAAAACUCAGGUGACCGAUAAAGCCUAUAAACUAUGUAUAUAAUGUCAUGGUAUUUAUCUGGUACUUCAGGAUUUCAUACCCUUUUCUUUUUAAACUGAAACUAGUCUAAUUGGUGUGAAAAUGAAAUUGAUAUAAUAUUCAUGUACAAUUGACCCUUGUAAUCUUGAAGUCAAUGGGGCCUAAAACUUGAGAUAUCCUGUGUAUUUGAGAUAAUCGAGUAUGUCAUACAUAGAUUUCAUUCUAUGAGGACUAUAUAUUUACCUCGAGUUAAGCAGUGUGUUCGAGUUAUCAGAGUUUGAAAUAAUGAGGUUGGAUUGUAAUUUUUUUUUACUUAUUUAUUUAUUGUUGAUUUGUUGAUCCUAAUAUUUGUUUACAUUUUUUGUAUAACAAUUUACUUUUACCUAGACAAAACUUGUCUUAUUGAUGUGAAAAUUAGACUUAGGUAACUUUUGUAUCUUUUUAGAAUUAUACAUAAUUAACAUGUAAUGAGGAUUGUAUCAGGUGCAGUUAUAAUACACCUGUCGGUGAUAUCCAUUGUCCCAGCUCUCCAGAAUUAUAUAUAAUUAUCAUGUAAUAAGGAUUGUAUCAGGUGUAGUUAUAAUACACCUGUAGGUGAUAUCUAUUGUUCCAGCUCUCCAGAAUUAUACAUAAUUAACAUGUAAUGAGGAUUGUAUCAGGUGCAGUUAUAAUACACCUGUCGGUGAUAUCCAUUGUCCCAGCUCUCCAGAAUUAUACAUAAUUAACAUGUAAUGAGGAUUGUAUCAGGUGCAGUUAUAAUACACCUGUCGGUGAUAUCCAUUGUCCCAGCUCUCCAGAAUUAUAUAUAAUUAUCAUGUAAUAAGGAUUGUAUCAGGUGUAGUUAUAAUACACCUGUAGGUGAUAUCUAUUGUUCCAGCUCUCCAGAAUUAUACAUAAUUAACAUGUAAUAUAAGGAUUGUAUCAGGUGUAGUUGUAAUACACCUGUCGGUGAUAUCCAUUGUCCCAGCUCUCCAGAAUUAUACAUAAUUAACAUGUAAUGAGGAUUGUAUCAGGUGCAGUUAUAAUACACCUGUCGGUGAUAUCCAUUGUCCCAGCUCUCCAGAAUUAUACAUAAUUAACAUGUAAUGAGGAUUGUAUCAGGUGCAGUUAUAAUACACCUGUCGGUGAUAUCCAUUGUCCCAGCUCUCCAGAAUUAUAUAUAAUUAUCAUGUAAUAAGGGUUGUAUCAGGUGUAGUUAUAAUACACCUGUAGGUGAUAUCUAUUGUUCCAGCUCUCCAGAAUUAUACAUAAUUAACAUGUAAUAUAAGGAUUGUAUCAGGUGUAGUUGUAAUACACCUGUCGGUGAUAUCCAUUGUCCCAGCUCUCCAGAAUUAUACAUAAUUAACAAGUAAUAAGGAUUGUAUCAGGUGUAGUUAUAAUACACCUGUCGGUGAUAUCCAUUGUUCCAGCUCUCCGUUAGUGAUCAGUACUGUGAGUAUUUACAAGUAUAUGUAUUUUGAUGGAUCUUUGGGUAAAAUACGACUAACAUUAAACUCAUAAUUAUGAUUAAAAUUAUAACCAACACGUUUAAAUGAUAACUCUACAAAACCCGAGGUCCUGCUAUUUGGUCUCUGUAAGUACUAGGAUAGGGCAGAGUUUUCAAAAUAACCAUUCCAUUGCUCAAAUAAUUAUUGGGAUUAGAUUAUGAAAUUCAAAAACAUCGAAAAAGUUAUAAAGUCAAACAAAAAAUGAUAAUUAGGGUAAUCCAGCUGUCAACUGUUGGAUAGAAAAUAGAACAUAGCUGAAAAUAUGUACAUCAUAUUGCUUCCUGGAUGUAAUUCCAUGUACAUGUAAUUAGAUGUACAUGUGUCUAUAUCGUAUAUAGCUGUUGUUGUAAAAGUGCCUUAGUGGGAAUGUUCAGCGAGGCUUUACAUAAACUAGAUAAACCGUUUAGGGCAUGGUAUUUUAAAUAUUAGAUACAAUUUAUCAUUAUUGUUCAUAUGACAUAAAGAGGAAAAUGUCAGAAACAUUAACCUACUUUUAAGGUAAAUAUAGAUAUUAGCUUUAAUAUAACUUCAGUAUUAUCGUAGCAAUUAUUCAACAUUGUUUUGAUGAAAUGUUUUUUUUUUUUUUUUUUCAUUUUUAUUGACUCCUGAUAGGGAAUGAUGAUCACUUUAUAUUUAUGUAUUUUAAUAUAUUUCUACACUGUUGUAUUAACUGACAUUUACCCUGAAAAAUUGUAUUGUACUUCCAUACUGUAAUAUGUUUGUCCAGGAAUGUCUACAUAACUCGGACAUUAACCCUGACAGAAUGUGUUGUACUUCCAUACUGUAAUAUGUUUCUCCGGGAAUUUCUUCAUAAACUCGGACAUUAACCUUGACAGAAUGUGUUGUACUUCCAUACUGUAACAUAUGUUUCUCCAGGAAUGUCUACAUCAACUCAGACAUUAACCCUGACAGAAUGUGUUGUACUUCCAUACUGUAAUAUGUUUCUCCAGGAAUGUCUACAUAAACUCGGACAUAUAACCCUGACAGAAUGUGUUGUACUUCCAUACUGUAAUAUGAUUCUCCAGGAAUGUCUACAUAAACUCGGACAUAUAACCCUGACAGAAUGUGUUGUACUUCCAUACUGUAAUAUGUUUCUCCAGGAAUGUCUACAUAAACUCGGACAUUAACCCUGACAGAAUGUGUUGUACUUCCAUACUGUAAUAUGUUUCUC